Messenger RNA from Callorhinchus milii (elephant shark), 4770 nucleotides. RefSeq names its product zinc finger protein 62 homolog. NCBI's taxonomy places the organism in Eukaryota, Metazoa, Chordata, Chondrichthyes, Chimaeriformes, Callorhinchidae. Gene Ontology annotation, molecular function: protein binding. Bases 261 to 4541 code for a protein of 1426 amino acids. Gene Ontology annotation, cellular component: nucleus. The record is from RefSeq and is a predicted model, not a curated record. The transcript is spliced from 14 exons.
GGGCGGGGCGGGCGCGGGCGGUGACGGUUGGCAGCUCGAGCUGUUUGAACGCGGCCACGGGCUCUGGUGCUGGCGGUGGAGGGCGGUGGCGCUGAGGCUUCCUUCUUUGUCGGCCGAAGGCGGCCGCCGGGAGAGGAGAGCGGUGUCAGAACUCCCCACGACGACCUGAGUGAGUUGGGCAAUACGGCAGAGCGUGACGAGGCAUUGAACCCUUUUCCCGAUAUUCUGUGAGCACUGCAGGAAGCGAGACUGGCGAAAAUAUGGACUCGGACCAGUCCAGUGAGAUGGAAGAACCCUUUCUGAAGGAGAUAACAAAAGAGGGUGAUGCUCACCACAAAAGCUGUGGUACAAGUGAUAACUUGUACUCUGAAGAAUGUGGUGUCCAUGGAUUACUUGUGUUUAUUACGGAUACACCAGUUCAGUUUGGGACCACUUCUAGAGCAUUCUAUUCUACCCCUCAUGGGCUUGCAGUAGGACCAUCAGAAAAUCGUGAAGAAGGGCUUGGAGUUUGGUGUACUGUGAAAACCAUACCUAAAGGAGUCCUUUUUGGGCCAAUUGAAGGAUUGUUGCCAGUCGAAAAGGGAUCUGUAGAAAAACUGUAUACUCAGAUGGUGCAGGAGAGAAAUUUGGCCAAAUUAGGUGCCUUUGAUGAAUCAAAGUCCAAUUGGAUGAGAUUUGUGAACUUUGCCAAGACGCCUGCAGAGAGAAACCUCGUAGUUUCCCAGUAUAACGGGAAGUUCUACUAUAAAGUCUGCAAAUCAAUAGAACCAGCACACGAAUUAUUAAUCUGGUACGGAGAAGAUGAAGCAGUAAAUAAACCUAGGCAAAAACGGAGUCUGCUAAAAGAGAAGCAAGAAAAUAUUAACAUGUGUGGAGAGUAUUAUGACCAACAAAUUAAACAGGAAUAUGAGGCUGAGGUACAGGAAAAUCAAGAUUUUGCACAUCCAGAAUGCUAUAGUGGACAAGGAGCUCAAGAUUUAUCUACAAAUCAAAUUGGAAUCAAAAGUGAUCUGAUCUUCAAAUGUGAAUAUUGUGGACUCAUAUUUUUCUCAGAGCUUACCGUAAAUCUCCACAUGUUCAAACAUACUGAUUCAGAAAAAGAAGUAUUUCAAGUGAAUGGGAUUUGUGAUUCCGCAAUGUCUUCAUCUCUGAACGGCUCUCUAGGUGACGGAAGAGAGGAAACAUUUGAAGGCAUUUUAGUAGAUGGUUUAAAACUGCCAAACCACACUUUAUUCCAGGAUAAGCCAAGCAUAUUUGGACAGGCAAUGGAAUGCAAUGAAAAUUCUAAGCCAGAAAAUGAACGUGGCGGUAAAGAUGAAACGAUGCUCAAUUUCACUUCAUCUGUCUAUGAUAAGGAGAAGCUCUUAAACUGCGAAUAUUGUACUCUGAGUUUUUUGCAUAAAGAGCAGUUGGUGACUCACCAUCGUACACACAUGGGUGAGAAGCCGUUUGCGUGUGAGCAGUGUGGAAGGGCUUUCGCAGAAAAAUCCAACCUCAAUGAACACCGGCGCACUCACACAGGAAUACGGCCUCACUCGUGCAGUUGGUGCGGGAAGGCAUUUUACCGUCGCUCCCACCUCAAGGUGCAUCUCCGUCGUCACACAGGAGAGAAGCCCUAUACAUGUGACGUGUGUCAACACAAGUUUGUGGACACGUCAUCUCUUCAGCGGCACAAGUGUCGUUCAGAUUCAGUUCAUGAUGCUUUCCUGGAGCCUGAAAUCUGCAAUACCCAAAAGGCUACGACUGUAAAUGGCUAUCGAGCAGUUGAAAGUGAGACAAUGUCGGGAGAUAUUUUAGUAAAUAGUCGGAAACAGCUGAACAACAUCCUAUCUCAGGACAAACCAAGCAUUUUUGAUGAAACGUUGAACCAAGGAAAUUCUAAACUGGAAAAUAAACUCGACGAUAAAGAUGAACGAGUGCUCAAGUUCUCUUCGUCCAUCUGUGAUAAGGAGAAGCUCUUCAACUGUGAAUAUUGCACAAGGAGUUUUUUGUGUAAAGAGCAAUUAAUGACUCACCAUCGUACACACAUGGGUGAGAAGCCGUUUGCGUGUGAGCAGUGUGGAAAGGCUUUCGCAGAAAAAUCCAACCUCAAUGAACACCGGCGCACUCACACAGGGAUCCGGCCUCACUCGUGCAGUUGGUGCGGGAAGGCAUUUUACCGUCGCUCCCACCUCAAGGUGCAUCUUCGUCGUCACACGGGAGAGAAGCCCUAUACAUGUGACGUGUGUCAACACACGUUUGUGGACACGUCAUCCCUUCAGCGGCACAAGUGUCGUUCAGAUUCAGCUAAUGUUGCUUUCCUGGAUCCUAAAAUCUGCAAUACCCAAAAGGCCACAACUGUUAAUGGCUAUCAAGGAGUUGAAAGUGAGACAAUGUCAGGAGAUAUUUUAGUAAAUAGUCAGAAACAGCUGAACAACAUCCUAUCUCAGGACAAACCAAGCAUUUUCGAUGAAAUGUUGAACCAAGGAAAUUCUAAGCUGGAAAAUAAACUCGACGAUAAAGAUGAACGAGUGCUCAAGUUCUCUUCGUCCAUCUGUGAUAAGGAGAAGCUCUUCAACUGUGAAUAUUGCACAAGGAGUUUUUUGCAUAAAGAGCAGUUAAUGACUCACCAUCGUACACACAUGGGUGAGAAGCCGUUUGCGUGUGAGCAGUGUGGAAAGGCUUUCGCAGAAAAAUCCAACCUCAAUGAACACCGGCGCACUCACACAGGGAUCCGGCCUCACUCGUGCAGUUGGUGCGGGAAGGCAUUUUACCGUCGCUCCCACCUCAAGGUGCAUCUUCGUCGUCACACGGGAGAGAAGCCCUAUACAUGUGACGUGUGUCAACACACUUUUGUGGACACGUCAUCUCUUCAGCGGCACAAGUGUCGUUCAGAUUCAGCUAAUGUUGCUUUGCUGGAUCCUGAAAUCUGCAAUACCCAAAAGGCCACAACUGUAAAUGGCUUUCGAGCAGUUGAAAGUGAGACAAAGUCGAGAGAUAUUUUAGUAAAUAGUCGGAAACAGAUGAACAACAUCCUAUCUCAGGACAAACCAAGCAUUUUCGAUGAAACUUUGACCCAAGGAAAUUCUAAGCUGGAAAAUAAACUCGACGAUAAAGAUGAACGAGUGCUCAAGUUCUCUUCGUCCAUCUGUGAUAAGGAGAAGCUCUUCAACUGUGAAUAUUGCACAAGGAGUUUUUUGUGUCAAGAGCAGUUAAUGACUCACCAUCGUACACACAUGGGUGAGAAGCCGUUUGCGUGUGAGCAGUGUGGAAGAGCUUUCGCAGAAAAAUCCAACCUCAAUGAACACCGGCGCACUCACACAGGGAUCCGGCCUCACUCGUGCAGUUGGUGCGGGAAGGCAUUUUACCGUCGCUCCCACCUCAAGGUGCAUCUCCGUCGUCACACGGGAGAGAAGCCCUAUACAUGUGACGUGUGUCAACACACGUUUGUGGACACGUCAUCUCUUCAGCGGCACAAGUGUCGUUCAGCUUGCUAUAAAACCAAUCAAAUGGAUUCAGCAGCUGCUAUGCGAAACAAGCCAAUGAAAGAACAAAUUUGUCAUUCUAAUGCAGACACCAUUCAUGAUGGACACAUUAUUCAAGGAGAGGAUAUGGAUAACAAACAAGAUGCUGAUGAAACCAAACGUGCUGUUGAAGGUUUGGCCUACCUUUGCCCUGAGGAAUUCACAAGCCAGAAUUGUGAGAAAAACUCUGCUGUGGAAAUUCUAUUGGGCACAACCCAGAUCAGCGAUCACUCGUUAGACAAAAGGUAUGAAGUUUGCAACUUUCCAGUUGGCGCGAUGAGAAACCUAGACUGUAACACAGAUAGCAAAACCAUCUCCUGCCCGAGAUCUCAAAACCCUGAAUUGACUUCUAAAGAGGUUUUGUUUUCCAGCAGUGAGAAACAUCUUUCUGCUGGGGAGAAGUACUUUAAAUGUGAAUAUUGUGGGAGGAGAUUCUUGCGGAAAGCACAACUAACCAUGCAUAGACGCGUUCACACAGGAGAGAAGCCGUAUGUGUGCGAUGACUGUGGCAGAGGAUUUGCAGAGAAGUCCAAUCUCAAUGACCAUCGUCGAACGCAUACAGGGGAAAGACCAUAUGAGUGCACUUUUUGCGUUAAAGCAUUUCAUCGCAGUACACACCUCAAGGUGCACCUCCGUCGCCACACAGGGGAAAAACCGUACAAGUGUGAGGAUUGCAAAAAAACAUUUGUGGACUCGUCCUCUCUUCAGAGGCACAGACGUUUUCCUUCAGAUUCAUGCAGUUUACUGAGCAAGCAACACUCUGAAAAAGAAUGCGAUAUGGAGGUUUUAUUGGACAAUAACUCCGGCUGCAACUCACACUCCAGCAGUUCUGAACAAAAGACCAUUCCCAAUAUUUGCUUUGAUAUUUGCAAACGUGUAAAGUCAGAACAUUUUAAUUACCCUUUGAUAUCAGAAAGUGGUAGAUAUGUAAAGAACAAUCCAAAUGUAUUGUUUGAUGGGCUGUUGCUUGAUCCAGUGCAGUCUGCACUUAAACACAUGGAAGAGAGAGAACACCAACAAAUAUCAAACUUGCAGUGAAUUAUUUGCAUUGAAGAUGGAGCUCACCGUUCACGAGAUGUCUAUGAGGACCAGAAAUUCAUUUGCGAUUAAAUCACAAUUUGAAUUGACUUUGGAACAAACACAUUAUUUGCCAUACAAAGAAGAGGCCUUGGUUUCACUCAAUUGAAUAAAAUUGUCUUCCAAAUGAGUACAGCACCCGAUUUUUCACCGGUGAAAAUCAUUCAAGAAUAAAAGUCAUGACAGUAAA